AUGAAUCCUGUUUCACCGUUAACGGAACCUACCGAAGAAACGAAAGGUGCAGCAUGCCCGGUAGAGUCAUCCCACCAGAAUCAGUUGGGCGCUCGGUCCAACGCGGCAGAACUCCCGCGGCUUCCGCCAGAGCUGUGGACGCUAAUCUUCCGGCAGCUGGGGCCGUUUUGUUUGAGUCGCGUUCGCCUUACCUGCACCACGUGGCGCGACAUUGUCUCCAACUCGCGCGCUCUGAUGGACAAGUUCUGUAUAGAAUUAGUCAUUGAUUCCAACGAAGGCCGAUCGGAACUCCAGUCACUGCUCACAGCCGGCAGCGGAUUUAGGCGUGCUACUAUCGAGUUCUUGGACACGGAGAUUUAUUCCAAAUUCUGGGAAGGCUGGCGCGUUUUUGGCGAAGGACUUACCGCCCUCACCAUUUUUGAGUAUCACAUUUCAUUUUUCAAUGUGGUCGAGUUGCUUCGAAGGACGCCCAAUUUGAAGUGUCUCGUGUAUUACGAAGAUGACGAUUAUGGAUCGGUUUGUACCAACACUUACCACGUGCUGAUGCUGGAAGCCUGCACGGAUUUUCGUCUCAACGUGUUGGAAGAGGUUAGCAUUCACUCCUGUUGCAGAAACUCGAGUGUUGAAGUGCUUCACUUUAUAGGCAAGCUCUGCCCUCGGGUGAGGACAUUGAACAUUGUGUCGGACUUUGGCUCCUACGAUAUUAGUGAACACUUCAGCGACACCGCAGUUUCCAUUGCCAACCAAGUACGACACUCGCUACGGGAGCUGCAAUUCAUACCGACGAAAAAUGCCCUGAAGCGGCUGGCAACGAUUGACGACCUUAAACUAGAUAAGCUUACUCUUGAUGCCGAACACGUUUGCAGCUUCGAAAUUGUACAGUUUCUCCGGUCGCAACCUGGUAUUCAACAUCUUUAUUUGUUGAGAAAUGAAAUCUUUCAAAUGGCAGACUUGCUCACAAUGAACAAACUACUACCUAAACUCAGAAGUCUCAAGAUGAAGCACGUGGUCGACUUUCCACCAGCCAUGCUACGAAAACUCGAAAACCUCCAGCUAGUGUACGAUGCAUUCGAGGACUCUACCGUGCGCGGAUUUGAUCUCCCCAAGCUGAAACGUCUUCAAAUCGUCAAUUGCACCUGGCCGAACCAAGCUCUUUCCGAUUUUUUCCGACACUGUCCCAAUAUUAGGAGCGCCCAGUUGGAUUGUUGGUUCGAAAAUUUGAUCGACAUUCUACGAACCAUCAACCAGUCGAACACGCUGAAAGAAUUGGAACUGAAGCCGCUAUUGAAAAACGCCACCGAACCAGAGGAAAUCACCUUUGACUUGUAUGGAUCCACUGCGCUGCGCUCCUUGCUGGUUGAUAACAAGCUUCCCGAAAACGCACUAAUAGCCAUGAUGAAACUGUACCCGAACCUGACGGAACUUUACCUAGAGUAUCGACCCGCCGGCGAGGCCGUUUACCGUGGAAUCUGCCAACACUUGAAAAAGCUCAAUGUCCUCGUCAUCUGCGGCUGCUUGAAGCGAAAAAAAGGACGCAUCACCGAAAGUUGCAGACCGGGCGAGCUGCUCGUGAUUUGCUGUGACAGUGCCACGAUGGCACCACUGGCCCUGUGUGCGGCCCAGGAAGGGCGGUUGCCGUUGAGGCACGUUUCGUGUGGAUUUCUCGCCGUUGACCGGGGGCGCUCUCCUGUUUACUAUUGAUGUAGCAAGGUGGAUGCUUGAUGUGGCCGAUGUUUCUUGAAAAAAUAAUU
Messenger RNA from Culex quinquefasciatus (southern house mosquito), 1751 nucleotides. RefSeq lists its product as uncharacterized. Bases 1 to 1701 code for a protein of 566 amino acids. The transcript is spliced from 4 exons. Gene Ontology annotation, molecular function: protein binding. Lineage: Eukaryota; Metazoa; Arthropoda; Insecta; Diptera; Culicidae. The record is from RefSeq and is a predicted model, not a curated record.